AUGGCAGAACCAGCAACUAUAACCAGACCCCUGAUAUCCUCCAAGCGACACAAGAGCAUAAGGAAGAAUUCCAGGAGAAUUUAUUCCCCAUAUCAGGACGAUAAUGGAAUUGCUGUGAUUGUUGAUCUUUGGUUGUGUUGCAGACCAUCUGAUGAUGAGGAUAAGGAUGGAGAAAGAGUGGACAGCAAUGAUCCAGAGGAGUUGUUCCAGAACAUUCAGGUUCAGAAGGAAAUCAUCACCAACAUCCGAACUAAACCCUGGCCAAUAAGACGCAAGCUAAAAGUGCUCAAGCAAGCUAGAGAGAUUGUCCUGAAGUAUGAGGGCCGACUGACCAGGACGAGAGGUUACCAGGCAGCAGGGGCAGAUUUGCUGAAGAAAAUUUCAAGACUCUUGUACAACAUUGUCGUCUUGUUCAUUCCCUGGGAGAUGAGGAUCAAAAAGAUUGAAAGUCACUUUGGAUCAGGUGUAGCCUCUUAUUUCAUAUUUCUGCGGUGGCUGUUUGGGAUCAACAUAGUUCUCACUGUCAUGACUGGAGCCUUUAUCGUACUGCCUGAGCUCUUGGCCGGCGCUCCGUUUGGUACCACCCGCAGCAAGACCAUCCCCAAGGAGCACCUUACCUCUGCACAAGACCUGGACACCAUCUGGUCGCUGGGGGGAUAUCUUCAAUAUUCUGUGCUUUUUUACGGCUACUACGGCAAUGUGCGUAAAAUCGGCAGUGCCGGCUACAGACUGCCCUUGGCCUAUUUUCUGGUCGGGAUGGCUGUUUUUGCCUACAGCUUCAUCACUUUGCUAAGAAAAAUGGCUAAAAACUCCCGCAUGAGUUUAGCCGGCGCCUCUGAUGAGAAUUACACCUUCUGCUGGCGUGUCUUCUGUGCGUGGGACUACCUGAUUGGGAACCCAGAGGCGGCCGAGAGUAAAGGGGCGGCCAUCGUCAACAGCAUCAGAGAGGCCAUUGUAGAGGAGCAAGAAAAAAAGAAAGACACUAGCCUAGCUGUACUGAUCAGUUUGCGGAUUCUGGCAAACAUUCUGGUCCUGAUGUCUCUGACCGGCAGCAUCUACAUCAUCUACUUUGUGGUGGAUCGUUCUCAAAAACUAGAGCAGGAGAAACCCGAGCUAACACUCUGGGAGAAGAAUGAGGUGAGCGUGGUGGUGUCCCUCAUCACAAUGAUUGCUCCGUCAGCCUUUGAGUUAGUGGCUCAGUUAGAGAUGUACCACCCCAGAACGAGUCUCCGCUUCCAACUUGCCAGAGUUCUGGUGUUGUACCUUGGGAACCUCUACAGUUUGAUUAUAGCCCUCCUGGAUAAAGUCAACAGUAUGAGCUCUGCUAUUUCUGUGGGUGCGGGAAACCUGUCUGACUCAACAUCGUUCCUAGCGACGAUUUCCCAGUCUACCGAGGAAAACCUGUCCACCAUCAUCCCAGACAUCACAGAGCUGCAGAACAGCACACUGACCAUGACUCUUCUGGAGCUCAACAACAGCAUGACCACCAUCAAGAGCCCCACAUCCUCCAGACAGCCAAUGAGAAUGCAGUCUCUGCUAAACCAGACCGUCCUCUAUGAGUACAACACCAGAUCACAACAGGACCCCUGCUGGGAAACAUAUGUCGGACAGGAGAUGUUAAAGCUCUCCAUCAUUGAUAUGAUCUUCACGGUGGCAAGUAUCCUGCUCAUUGAUUUCAUCCGGGGACUGGUGGUUCGAUACUUGAGUGACUGCUGCUGUUGGGACUUGGAGAGCAAGUUUCCAGAAUAUGGUGAAUUUAAAAUAGCAGAAAAUGUUCUUCAUCUGAUAUACAACCAAGGAAUGAUAUGGAUGGGAGCGUUCUUUUCACCCUGUCUGCCUGCCUUUAAUGUCCUGAAGCUCAUUGGCUUGAUGUACCUGCGCAGCUGGGCUGUGCUGACCUGUAAUGUUCCCCAUCAGCAGGUCUUUAAGGCCUCCAGAUCAAAUAACUUCUAUCUGACGAUGCUUCUCUUCAUGCUUUUCCUGUGCAUGUUACCGACCGUUUUUGCCAUUGUGAGGUAUCGGCCGUCUCAGUACUGUGGACCCUUCAGUGGCCAGGAGAAGAUUUACGACAUCAUCUCUGAAACCAUUUCCAAUGACUUCCCACUGUGGUUCAGUAAAGUGAUGAGUUACGUCACCAGUCCUGUGGUGGUGCUGCCCGCUUUGCUUCUGCUCUUCAUGCUGAUCUACUACCUCCAAUCCAUCGCUAGAUCACUCAAAGUCACCAACAGCCAGCUGAGAAUGCAGCUGCAGACCGAACGCACGGACGACAAGAAGAAAGUAUUUCAGUUAGCCGCAGCGCGUCUGCAGGGACCUGAGGGUGGUGAUAAAAAGUCAGAACAAGAGAGCGACAUUACUAGUAUGGAGUCGUCCGCCCGCUCUGCCUCCCCUCCACGCCGCAACGGCAGCAUCACCAACUUCGAAGCUCCCGUCCGCCCGGGCAACAGCAUCCGGACCAUAACGCAGUCGGCUUCACGUCCUGACAUCCCUAGAGCUGCUGGAGCGACGCAGAGCCCCACUGUCCCUGUGCGGCAGAAACACAAAUCUGAGCCCAUGGCCAGUAGUUCUUUCAGAAUGCACAGCAGUCCUUCAGUUCCUCAAAGACAAGUACGACGAGUGGAGUACAUACCCAUCAGGCAUUCUGGGUACUUGGGCAGCACCAGCAGUUCCUGCCGCUCCAAGUCCUACCACAACAUGGCCUACAACCCGUGUACACGGUAUGCUGAAAACAUCCACUCCGAUCCACAGUUUCGGAAGACCCUUCGGCCCAUGCACACCGAGCCCGCCGUAAUCACAGCUCAGAGCUACGUGGGCCACCGGGCACAUUCGACACGUUACAUCAUUGUCAAUGAACACGAAGCUCGCAAGAAGCUCAUGCGCUCAAAUACACGCAUACCGAGACAUUACCGUCUCGCAGACGAACCAACGGAGAUUGUAGAGCUUUAUCCACGUAACGUGAAAUGUUACAUUCCUCGUCCUCUUCACCGAAGCCACCAGCCACACCUCAACGAGGAAGAGGAGGAGGAAGAUCCAAAGAGCAGCACAAAGAGGGCAUCGUUCAGACAGUCGAAACGUCCACGACCACUGUCGGAUCUCCAUCAGACCGCGCGAUUCUACAUUGGCGAUACAACAAACAGUCAGUUGUCUAUGGAGCAGGGUUUAUACUGCGAUGAAGAAGAGGAUGAUCAUGAAGAAGAUUGGGUGAACGACCCUCAGACAAACAUUCGAGGUCCAGAAUCGGCUCACAGGUGCGGUGAACCAUACGUCAAGCCCAAGACCAAGCAUAAAGUGGAGCCGUCUCUGACCGAGUCAGAUUCAGCAUCGCUGGCGUCCAGUAGUGACCAACAAAACAGCAGCACAGACCAGUACAUCCAGGUCAUUCACAACAAAAAGAAGUACCUGAAGUCCAGCGCCAAGCUGACCAAAACGAAAUCCAAGAGCAGUGUUAAACUCAAUGUUCCUGGAACUAAUGAUCUUGUCUGCUCCAACGUUUAACCUGUUUAGAGAUUAUGGCUCUGCUCGAAAACACCGUCAAGCUUUCUGUGUAGGAAGCAUUUUAGGUGUACACUAACACCAAGUCUGUUUCAUGAGGCAGGAUGCAACAUUAUCCUGCCUUCUAAAGGCUGGAAUACAUUAGACGACUUUUAAAAUUGGAAUAGAUUUCUGAUGACUUUUAAGUUGUUCCUAGUCGUUGCUAGGAGACAUGUGACAAAUGAAAACAAUAUGUGUUCUAAAAUCGGCUCAAAAUAACAAAUACGUUUGAUAUCCGCCAGCUGGAGAAAAUCAGUCAGUGACAUCAACACUUCGCAAUUUACUGUGAACUCUGACUGCUUAAAAUCUACUGAAUGACUCUGAUUUUGGCAACUAUGGUCCACUUGUCUAGACUGUGAAUCAGGGCUAAACUGUGGUCAAAAGUAUUCAAACCUUAAAAGGCCUUCUUCUGGCCAAAUUGUAAAGCAGCCUUACAGGUGAUGGUCAU
Carassius auratus (goldfish) is the source of this 3976-nucleotide messenger RNA. Its product is annotated as transmembrane channel-like protein 3. Gene Ontology annotation, cellular component: plasma membrane. Gene Ontology annotation, molecular function: mechanosensitive monoatomic ion channel activity. The transcript is spliced from 23 exons. Bases 1 to 3492 code for a protein of 1163 amino acids. NCBI's taxonomy places the organism in Eukaryota, Metazoa, Chordata, Actinopteri, Cypriniformes, Cyprinidae. The record is from RefSeq and is a predicted model, not a curated record.